Molecule: messenger RNA, 2106 nt
Organism: Penicillium mononematosum
Lineage: Eukaryota; Fungi; Ascomycota; Eurotiomycetes; Eurotiales; Aspergillaceae
Exons: 5
Coding region: 1-2106 (701 amino acids)
Source: RefSeq, a predicted model, not a curated record
AUGGAUAUCUCGACGGAUGAGAAGUCCAAAGAGGCACUCUAUCAAUCUGAAGUUAUCGACAAGUCCAGUGAACGACCACCUUCCUAUUCGGCCGACCAGGUCGAGCAACCGCCACUAGAACUGCCACAGCUAGAUCUGAGUUCUCAUCUAUCUUCUUCCACUACCGUCACUCGCGAUCAGUGCGUUGCACAUCUCAAGUUUCUGGCUGUGCUUGCAGAUCUGCGAGACACCAUCUCUAGUGAUGACGGGCUCUUUGGUAUCCACGAUGCCGUGGCUGAAGAAUUCCAAAGAUCCCCUGAUCGAAUGAAUGAAGCGCGGGCUCGUAUUCGUGAAAAGCGCUGGGCUGUAUAUACAGCACGCGCGGUCGAUCGAUAUACCACGUGGUGGGCUGACGGCCUUCCCCGGUCAAGGCCGAUGGCAACUAUUAAUGACUUAGAGAGCGAGGGUUAUGAAAACAUCCUUGUUUGUGACACUAUAGUUGCAUGGGACACGGAUAAUCUACCUCCGCUGGACAUCUUGAUGGUCUGGCAUGCUCACUGUUUGAAUCCCCGGAACUUCCUUGAGGAUUGCAUUCGAUACGGUAAAAUGAGCACCUGGGUAACAGGGUUUCCAUGGGAAGUGAUAGAUCGCUGCAUUAACAACCACACGAUGGAGUAUACAGUUUCUGAACAAGGACAGCGGCUGUUCGAGCAGAAACUGAAUAUCAAGUGGAACAAUCUACACGACCCGCCAACUAAACAAGUCAACUGCCCCUGCUGCGGACGGGUGAACGAUGUCCCGUGGACAAAACCUUUCCUCGGAACUCUUAGUGAACCCUUCAGAUUUAACCAAGGCUACGCCGAUGAUUCAUUUACGGAGAUAUGCGUCGGCUGUCUACACGUAAUUGACCAUGGCCGGCUCAAGGUGGCAAAGUUUCGAAAAGACCUUGAAGCAACUCUUUACGAAAACCUCCCUAUGCCCGGGUCGUUCACCAAUCUCCAAGGAAUUCCCGAGGGGAGCAGUACUGAGACCAACCAUGGUGCCCUCCGAGACAUGCUAUUCCCCACACGAAUCCUCCAAGUUGCCGGAAGGGACUUGAUGGACUUCACUGACGGUCGAGUGGAUCGGUGUCAGACUGUCGCCGAGCUGAGGAACCAAAUCGACGUCACGCUAUGGAACAAAAAGAUAUUGAAGCAGACACAUGGUGCCUACAUUGAUACCCUCCGGCGUGGCGAGGACCUCGUGGGCGCUGUUAUCAGACAAGGGACCUUCGUGGAUAAAAUGGACCAAAUCGACUGGCUGCACUCGCCAACAGUCUUCGACACCAUGGGCCGGCUCAUUAAAAAGUACGAAGUGUUCUUCCGGAUUAUGCUAGAGAACCCACAUAAUAUCGCCGUACCCACACUGGACGUCGACCUGGCCUGGCACACCCACCAACUCAGCCCAUCCCGGUACUACAAAUACAGCACGUCGAAUGUACCCUUUGGUUCUAAACGUACGUUCAUCGACCACGACGACAAAGUCGACGAGGGAAAAACUCUCCGACGGCUUUGCCUGGACCAGCAAAAUGCAACCCGAGCACCAGACCUGUAUAACCGGUUGAUCCCUGUUGGCUCUAUCUCUCGCGCGCGAACUGCUGCAGACCGCUUGCACGAUCGCCGCGAUAUCUCAUCCGACCCAAAGAAGAACCCACAUAUCUCUUCGCACAACGCCGUGCGGCCAGACGACACGUAUAAGUACCAGCAUAGACCUAUGAAAGAUAAGCGUUCUAUACAACGAACGCGUCUAAAGAGCGACUACGAAAAGGCCGUCCGGCGUGCGGAGAAGCGCCGUCAACGAUCCGACUCCAAAUCUUCUGAUAAUAAGAGCGACCCUUACUACACACCUUAUGCAUUUGGUUACCCCAUCGUGAUGCCAUUCUAUGCACCGUACAUGAUGGACCCGUCCAUCAACUGUCAUUCGUACGCAAAUAACCCUAGCUGCAUGGGUACUGGUCUGGGUGACGUUGGGAACUGUUGUGCUGGCACGUGUGGUAAGUUCUUACACAUCCUGCUGGGGGUGCCUGCGCAGGAGGCUGUAUGGGUGGAGGAUGUGGUAAGUCUCUUUGUGAACCUCGACUUGCAAUAG